Molecule: messenger RNA, 945 nt
Organism: Condylura cristata (star-nosed mole)
Lineage: Eukaryota; Metazoa; Chordata; Mammalia; Eulipotyphla; Talpidae
Product: olfactory receptor 1052-like
Exons: 1
Coding region: 1-945 (314 amino acids)
Biological process (GO): sensory perception of smell; G protein-coupled receptor signaling pathway
Cellular component (GO): membrane
Molecular function (GO): odorant binding; olfactory receptor activity; G protein-coupled receptor activity
Source: RefSeq, a predicted model, not a curated record
AUGGCUGAUAAAAACGUCAGUGUGAUAACGGAAUUCAUCCUCCUGGGGCUGACUGAUAGCCGUGAACUGAAUACUGUCCUUUUUGCGCUGCUUCUCCUGCUCUAUCUGGUGACGGUGCUGGGCAACGUCUGGAUAAUGGCAAUAAUUCUGGGGAGCGCCCAGCUCCAUUCUCCCAAGUACUUUUUCCUUAGCCAGUUGGCUUUCCUGGAUGUCUGCUAUUCUUCGGUUUUCAUUCCUAAAAUGUUGGCGAACUAUGUAGCAGGACAGAGGGUCAUCUCCUAUCACGGCUGCCUCCUUCAGUACUCACUGGUCAGCAUGCUCCUCACCUCCGAGUGCUUCCUGCUGGCUGCAAUGGCGUAUGAUCGCUACGCCGCCAUUUGCCGCCCACUUCACUACAAAAGGCUCAUGACCCCUGCUCUCUGCGUCCACCUGAUCACUGCCUCCUACUUACUAGGUUGUGCCAACUCACUCACCCACCUGAGCAGCCUGCUCAGUCUGUCCUUCUGUGGGCCCAAUGUCAUUAACCAUUAUUUCUGUGACAUUCCAAUGCUCUUUCAGCUUUCCUGUUCUGACACCCAAUUCAGUAAGGUUUUAUUUAUUGUCCUCUCUGGGACGACAUCGGUGACUACCUUUCUGAUAGUGGUUAGUUCCUAUCUGGGAAUCCUUGUCACUAUCCUGACCAUACAGUCUACAGGGAGCAGAUGGAAAGCCUUCUCCACCUGUGCUUCCCACCUAACAGUAGUGACACUCUUCUAUGGAACGGUGAUAUUUACUUACCUGGGAACCAGUUCUAGCUACCCCCAAGAGAGGGCCAAAAUCCUGUCUGUGUUUUACACACUUCUGCUUCCGGUGCUAAAUCUUCUGAUAUAUAGUGUGAGAGACACAGAGACCAAGGAAGUGAUGAAAAGGGUCAUUAUGAGAAAAAUACUUGCUCAGUUACCAUGA